UCUUCCCCAUCUCGUUAGUUGUCAUGGUUAUUGAUUUGAUUUCGUCAUUUUGUUCAGGUGUGUCUUGUUAAUUAUAAAGGUCUGUGUAUUUAAGUUCCUGUCUGUUCAGUUUGAGUUGGUUGGGUCUUAAACGCUAAUGUUAUGGGUGUCAGUAGCCAUACCCUUGCUUAGAAUUACCCAUAUGUGGAUUUAUUAAAGACUGUUUAUCGUCAUCUUUGUGCGUGUUCAUCGACAAAUAAAUAAACAAGGUGGCAUGGCCAGCAGUCUGGUGCUUUACCCUGACCUGACCCAGAACCAGGUGCGAGGCUGAGAUUAUGAAUCUCAGAAGACCAUCCAGCCUGCAGCCUUCCCAGAGGCCUCCAUAUGGACACCAACUGCAAUCUGUGACAAACGCUUAUGAGCACAAUCACUUUUAAUCCACAUAAACAUGAACAUACCAUGGCUGUACCAAAUAUAGUUAAUAGAGUGCUGGUUAAUAUGUAUAUUUAAUUUGUCUUAAGAUUUUCAUGGUGCUGGAUAAAUUGUUGCAAAGAAAUCCUAUACAAUCAUGUAGGCUAUUCCAGUCAAAUGUGAAGUGCAAGAGACACACAACUUUGUUUUUAGUAGAUACAAAGGAUCUCUAAGACCAUAAACCGUGAUUUAUUUUACAAUUACCUUCUCAGACUGAAUACAUAUGUAUUAAUUCGAUGAAUCCAUGAUGUGAGAAUCGUUAUCUUCCACCCAAGAAUACAAGCUUAUUCAUCUAUGUGUCACAUUGUUGAGCAGACCAGGAACUCUCAUUUUGUUCCCUUGUAUUCUGACAUUUCCCCUUGGCACUGGGUCACAUUACAUUUUUUCAGAUAAUUUUACUCCGACUGCCACACUGCAUUAAGCAUUUAACUGUGGAAAACAAGAACCCCAGACUGAUUUACCCUAGGCAAGUUUUGAGGCAUGAAAUUCAAGCUGAAUAUAAGACUGUAGGAUGCGUGACAGUGCAUUGAAAGAUGGAAAGCAGCAUGCAUACUUCAAACCAUAUCUGUCAGUGUUUGUGUUGAGUGUUAUUUCUGUUAUAUGAGCUGAAAUGGUCCGUGUGUGUUUGUGUGUUAAUGCAUGUUUGAGGGCAUGCGAGUCAGAGUGGGCUGGGUUAUCAGAGCAGAGAGACAGAAGGCAGUUUGCGGUGGACAGGGGAGAAUUUCACAUUCUUCAUUUCAACUUUGCCCAUCGCAGUCAUCCGCACAUUGUUGCGUGUCACUGGCAAACACUCUCUUCUUUCUUUCUUUCUUUGCUUUUCCUCUGAUUCAGCUUGAUUGUCAUUCUUCUUGUUCAAACACUUAGUUUCUCUUACUAUCUUCUACCAGAAUAGUCACUUUGUUGCUUUCUGUAUCCUUUCAUUCUAUAUCUGACAGUCUCGCUUCAUUUACAUAUUUUAUUUGCAUAACCUAAUGCAAUUUGGUGGUACCAGAUGGAGUCAAAGCAUCAUGGACCUCUAAGACCCACAAGUCCAGCCAUGCCUUUCGUAGGUUGGCCCCACACAAAUGGAUGUGGAGGCCCAGGUCGGAUGUUGCUACGUGAGAUGCUUUGGCAGCUGGAGCAAAGAGUACUUCAGGUUCAAGAGGAGGAGUUCCAGUACGGCAUUUCCCAUGGCAUUCUGGGAUACUGUCACCCCCCAGCAUACCCAAGCCUGCUUGCCCUUAUACCUGCCUCUGAACACCGCCAGCUAGAGCGCCUCUGUGACCGCCUCCUACACUCACACACUGCCAUUGUACUUUCCAGGCUCCAUGAUCUUUUGGCCCACAAUGACAUCCCUCCCUGGGAACUGGUGGGUGUCUUCAAGCAAGUUCUUCGAGACUUUCUGAGGAGACAGGAAGACGGCAUGCAGACACGUCCAGCCCCUUCAGCUCCAUCAACAAUUCUUUCUGCUCCCAGUCCACCUACAGAGAGUAAUGACAGAAAUCGCAUUGUUGGAAAUGCGUCUAGUUCUUUAUCAGAGGAGUCAGGGAAGCACAGGGAGGAAAUUCCUACUAUUUCUAGUUAUGUGGAUAAACAUUUGCGUGCUGCCUGCCCUUAUUCCAUCCACAGAGAUUGGAGUCUGCCCUUUUGCCAUCCUUUUGCUUAUGAGUCCUACAGCCCCACAUUGUGAGACACUUAAUUGUAGAAGUUCAACAUGUUCUGAAUUUGUAAUCUCUUUUCUCAUUUAUGUUUUUGUAUGAUCUCCUUGCAUCUGGCUGAUUGUUAGGUUUAGGGGUGGACCUUAUCUUAAAGCUUUUUGAAUUUACUAAAAAUCAUACAUUUACAUACAAAUCACAUCCUACAAAUUCAUAUGAAAUCGCCACCUCUUAAAUAAUUGUUUCCUCAUGAGAAAAGUCCAUGCAACCAUUUUCUAUGUCUUUCCUGUUUGCAAAUUCCUGACACAAAAUGUGUCUCAGAUCUACACACAGAUCUACACUUGCAUUGAAAAAUCAAGUCCUGUUCUCAUGUUUAAGUAAAUUAGACUGAUUAAAAGUGACUAACAUGAUAAUGUAUGUGAUGUUAACAUUUGAAAGAUGAGCCAUAAUCUUUUCGUAAUCAAUCAAUAAGA
Sinocyclocheilus rhinocerous is the source of this 2557-nucleotide messenger RNA. Its product is annotated as protein RD3-like. Bases 1442 to 2119 code for a protein of 225 amino acids. Lineage: Eukaryota; Metazoa; Chordata; Actinopteri; Cypriniformes; Cyprinidae. The record is from RefSeq and is a predicted model, not a curated record. The transcript is spliced from 5 exons.